CCUUUCCUCCCUCUCUUCCUCCACUUUCUCCUGCAAAGCCACAGUCCGGGGAGGCUGCUCAGCCAGAGCGGUGAUUGACAGCCUCCUCCUUCCAGGGGCGUGGCUGACCGACCCCGCCCCGGCCGGAACCCUGGGGUUAAAAUAGGAGCCUGGGACGAACGAACGCUAGCCCUUUCCUGGCCCCGCCCCCAGUCCGACCGCGAGGCCUCACUCAAUAUGGCGCCGGCGCCCGGCCCUUACGUUGGCGAGCGCAGAGCCUGCUGGGAGCCAUAGGACCGCUGCAGUGAUGGCGGCCGCCGGCGCGUCCGAAGCCGUGGCGCUGGAACAGAUCGUGGGGGCCCUGAAGCUGCUGCUAAGCCCCGGAGGAUCAGAUUCCAGUUCACUACAGAUCACAAAACAUGAUGUUCUGUUGGAGACUUUAAAAUCUAACUUGUCAGCUUUGGACAAAAAGUUUGAGGAGGAUCCUCAGUGGAAAGAGCUGAAGAGCUUUUGUGAUGAAAUUGCUUCUCGUGCAGAAUGGCCGCAGAACUCUAUGGAUGUUACCUGGAAUUUUAUUUCUCAGCUUUUAGUGUUGCUGUUGUGUCUAAAACAAAGCAUGGUCCUGCUAGCAGCUAAUUUCCAUCCCCCCGAGCCGAAUCCUAGAACUGCAGAAGCUGCUCCUGUCUUAAGUCCUGACACACUUAGUAUCUCUCAGCAGAAAACCGUUCAGUCGGCUUUGCAGUUUGUGGUUACCUUAGGUAUCUGUCCCUUUCUUUUGCCCGGUGUUGGAAUACCUCUGCGAUGCCGGACUGAGUUUGGUGCCGUUGUUCAAGAUGGAGUCUCUUUUGCUGCUGCCCCCAGUGCAGUUCAUAGACUGUACACGAGUUGCAUUGUACUGCUGGAUAUUGCAAAACACACGUCUCUGGGCAGCCUGAUUCUUAGUCGCCAUUUUGGAGACAUCGCAGCAGGGCUCUGCCAGCUUGGAUUCUGCCCCAUGAAAAGAAAAGAUGAACCAGCAAAGCCUCUGCAGGAAGGUCUAAAGGAAGAAGAGAGGACCCGAGCCAGAAAAGCCUUGCAGAGCAUUUUAGAUCAAGUCUACCAACCCCUGGUUGUUCGGGAGCUGAUUAUCCUCCAGGGAGGACCUCAACAGACAUGCUCAGAUGUGAAAACACAGACCAGUACUCGAGCCCCAGCCUGGCUUCGACGUCUUUGUGGGCAGCUGCUUUCAGAAAGGUUGAUGAGACCCCAUGGUGUUCAGGCUGUGGUCCGGGGCAUCCUGGAAGGAGCCGGUGCUGGAGCAGCUGGUGGUGCUGGUGCUGAAGCCGGGGCAGCUGACUGGAGGAAGUGUGACAUGGUAGCUAAGAUUCUGGCUUCCUGCCCCCAACAGUCCCUUUCCUUAGAAGAUUACUAUCGGCAAAUCUGCCCUCAGAUUCUAGACUUAUUGCACAUUCAGGAUAAAUUGGUCGCCCGGCAGUUUCAGAGGGUUGCUACCACUACCUUCUUGACCAUGACAAGAGAACACCCUCAGCUGGCCACAAAGCACUUGCUCCAGCCCAUGUUAGAGCCACUUCAUCGAUGUUCAAGUACAGCAGGGGUGUCAUCAGAGCGGGAAUUACCACCAGGAACUGUCGUGGUAAAGGAAGAAGAACUUAGCCGCUGUCUGGAGGACGUGUUUAAGGUGUUUGUGGUUGGGAAUGAGCCUGGUGCAGCCUUGCUGGAGUCCUUGCUUCCAGAUUUGGGGGUUGUAUUUUCUCUCUAUUGUUUUACUCGGCAGAACGUGUCUCCCUUAAGGUCCUUCUGCCAAGAGAUCUUGUUGUGGAUGCUGGAGAAGAUGGAGAGGAAGGCAGCUCUUGCUGCUCUGAAGGGAUUGGCUGGUCUGGAUAAGUCAGUGCCUUCUCUCCAUCCUCUGUGUGAGUUCAGAGCUGCUAGUCAAGGCAGCACAAUGGUUACUAUCAAAGAGACAAACAGUGAUGAGGACGAGGCUCUGUACCAGAAAGUCACCUCCGAGCAGGGCAAGGUGGAGUUUCUGGUGGACCUGCUGUCCACAUGUCAGCAGUGUGGUCUGGCAGGGGACUUCUUCAUCUGCUGCUUAGAGGAGCUGACACAUGUAGCAGUGGAAAAUAAAGCCCAGCUUCCCCCCGAGCCCCUCUCCCACAGAAACCUCUUGGCUCUGGAAGAAUACCAAAGUUUUCUUGUUGAAGAGCAAGAGAAGAAGCUGCUGACCUUGCAAGUAGUGGCCGUCCUGUGUGAGAGAAUGUCCGAGACGAUCUUCACCAGCAUCACUCAGGUGGUGGAAUUUGUAGCAGCAACAUUGAAGAGAGCAUGUCUCAGCUUAACCCAAGAGUUAGAGAGUACUGUGGAAGCACAGACUUUGAGUAUGUCAAUGGGACUGGUGGCUGCCAUUUUGGGAGGUGCUGUUCAGUUGAAAUCAAGUGACUUUGAUGUCCUGAAGAAGCUGGUGCCCCUGCUAGAAGAAGUCUCCUGCACGUACCCAGAACCUGUCAUUCAAGAGCUUGCUGCUGAUCUCCGCAUCACCAUCUGUACCCACGGGGCCUUCUCCACUGAUGCUGUCAGUGUGGCAGCGGAGACUACAGUGAAAAAAAAAGAUCCAGGAGGGAGCGAGAUGGAGGGACGGCCUCAUAGCAAAUCUCAGAGCAGUUCUGAGGCUGAGGUGGUCCAGACACACUUGGACCCAAAGCCCCACAGGGAGAAAGCCAACCAUACGGGGAGCCCUCCUGCUGCUCCGCCUGCGCCCCCUAAGGCCCAAGGAGCAAGCCCUGGGCAGCAGCGCCUCUUGGCUGAGGGUGCCCCUGCAGACCAGAACCCCAGAACCAUCACCCCAGAACAGUUUCAGGAGGUUCUCUUGUCUGCCUAUGAUCCUGAGAUUCCAACACGGGCUGCUGCCCUGAGGACUCUUUCCUGCUGGAUAGAGCAGAGAGCUCCCCAGGCACUUAGGACCCAGGAGAAGCUUCUGAAGGUGUUCUUAGAGAACAUGGAGCACGAAGACACCUUUGUGUACUUGUCUGCUAUUCAGGGUGUUGCCCUGCUGGCAGAUGUAUAUCCUGAGGAAAUCCUUCCAUCCCUGCUGACCCAGUAUGGGAGCAGCCCCGGGAAGCAUCCCCCAGAGACCAGAAUGAAAGUGGGAGAAGCGCUGAUGAGGAUCGUCCGAGCGUUAGGGGACAUGGUCUCGAAGUACCAGGAACCUUUGAUUCACACCUUCCUGAGGGGAGCAAAAGAUGCAGAUGGCAGCCAUAGGGCCAGCAGUCUGUCCAAUCUCGGAGAACUUUGUCAGAGGCUGCACUUCCUUUUGGGCCCUGUGGUUCAUGAGGUGACAUCUUGCUUGAUUGCCGUCGCUAAGACAGACCCCGAGGCCCAGGUUCGAAGAGCUGCCGUCCAUGUGGUGGUGCUUCUGUUCCGGGGACUCAGCCAGAAAGCGACUGAAGUGCUGAGAGACGUCCUGAAGGACCUUUACCACCUGCUGAAGCACGUGGUGCGUUCUGAGCCAGAUGAGCCGGCCAAGCUGCAUGCCCAGCUCGCCCUGGAAGAGCUUGAUGACAUUAUGAGGGGCUUCCUGUUCCCACCCCAGAGGCUGGAGAAGAAGAUCAUGGUGCUCCCGUAGGGUGCCCUUCCACAAAGGAUGCUCACCUUUGGAACCUCACAACAAGCUGGGCAGCAGGCUGUCAUGGUCCCCAUGUCUUCUACAGAGACGGUGUCCCCUGGGGUCUACCUGCCUGAAGAUGCCACUCAUGGAGACGUCUAUAACCAGCUUGCUGGGUGGAAAUGAGGGGGAAGGAUUUUGAGGCACACUCUCCUGCCCAUUCCUGCACCAGUCCCAUCAGGGAGAAAGUAUUUAUGUUAAAAAAAAUAAACAUUUUUAUAGGAGGUGACCUAGGGGUUCAUGCUUCGAUGUCCUUCCCCAGUGACAGGCUCACUCCUCUUGGUGGCCUUCACAGAGAGGAGUAGUUGUCCUCUGACACUGAAGAGGGUGGUCAUCACCGCAGGUGGGACGGGAAGGGACCAAUGUCCGUGGAACACUCACCAUAAAAUAGGUUGAUUUUGGCUAGAAAAAGCCAGAAGGGGGCCUCGGGAGCCCCCUCGAUCCAGCCUACCUCCUCCUCUCACAGAUGAGGAAACUAAGUACUUUGCUCGAGGUCACAGAGUGAGUUAGGGGCCUCCUGACAGCCUGCCUGGGCUUCUUUUCCCUCUGCCACUCAGGGGGGGUGGCAUUCACAAGGGGCAGUGAUGGCACUGACUUGAUCCCAGAGUGGAAGCCUCCUACAAGCCUGUCCAGUGCUCCGGAUAAGAAGGGCACACUCUGUGCAUGUUUUUCCCCAGCCUCAUAUUCCCACCCCUCUGUAUGUUCCAUAUCAUCCAUGGUAAACAAGGCUGAUGCUUUAGACACGUGCAGGGGUCUGUGAUGAAAAGCGAUCAGCGGGGCAGCUAGGUGGCACAGUGGAUAAAGCACCAGCCCUGGAUUCAGGAGGACCUGAGUUCAAAUCUAGCCUAAGACACUUCACACUUACUAGCUGUGUGACCCUGGGCAAGUCACUUAACCCUCAUUGUCCCACCCAAAAAAAAAAGAAAAGUGAUCAGCGUUUGCUUGAUAAGAUGCAUCUCCCUCCCUUUGUCAGAGGGGACAGUUUUCUUGGUUCUGGUAAGAAAGAGGAUAUGUUUAAAAUGAAAAUGAUGUUUUAAAAAUCAAUAAAAAACUGUGGAAGAAAGGUGGGGUUUCAUGCGUAAGGACAUUGAACACAGUGUCAGACACAUGAUUAUGCCAGUCUUGGUGGAGUAUUCUCAGGUGUUGUAUGUGCCAAAGAGUCUCCCUUUCUCUCCAGCACAAUCAUUUUCACCUUGGCUAAGUUAGAAAUUUUAGUAGUUGAGACCUGAAUAACCCAAAUUCCGUGGUAUUAUUUCAAAAUAGCUUUAAAUUAGUUGUAAUAGCUAGCAUUUAUAUAAUUUUUUUCAGAGUACUUUAUUGUCAACCCCACAACAAACCUAUGAGUUGGUGUUAUUGGUAUCCACUGAAACUGAGAGGGGUUAAGCAACUUACCCAGGGUCACACAGCUAGUCUCCCAAGUCCUGCACACUUUAUCUACUGUACUGACCUCUUCCCCUCAUUUCUACUUACUCUUUCAUUCCCUGCUUAACCUCACCCAGUGAACCACAUCAAGGAAAAAAUAAACAGAUGGAUAGAAGGAUGGAUGGAUAGGUAGAUGAAUGAGUGGGUGGGUGGAUGGAUGGAAGGAUGGAUGGAUGGAUGGGUAGGUGGACAGAUGGACCCUCCCAAUUCUAGCUCCCAGGGCAGUCUCAUUCCCUCUUCUCUCUUCUCCAGUUUCUUCCUCUAGCCAGACAUUGGCACAAAAGUUGGCCAUGCUCUCAGUAUCUCUUAUUGACCAAUCUGUAAUCUGGCAUGGAUGCACAACAGAUACAUCCCUGCACUUGGAAUGAAGAAGAACCAGGUUUGAAUCCCACUUUCAACACUUGAUAGCCAUGUGACCUCAAGAUCUCCCAGACACUCAGGUUCCUCUUCUGAAAAAUAGAGAUAAUAAUAGCACCUAACUUACUGGGUUGUUUCAAGGAUUAAAUAA
Messenger RNA from Dromiciops gliroides (monito del monte), 5567 nucleotides. It is a transcript of the gene TANGO6, whose product is annotated as transport and golgi organization 6 homolog. The record is from RefSeq and is a predicted model, not a curated record. NCBI's taxonomy places the organism in Eukaryota, Metazoa, Chordata, Mammalia, Microbiotheria, Microbiotheriidae. Gene Ontology annotation, biological process: protein secretion. The coding region runs from base 287 to 3598 and encodes 1103 amino acids. The transcript has 18 exons.